Messenger RNA from Xyrauchen texanus (razorback sucker), 1951 nucleotides. Its product is annotated as complement component C1q receptor-like. NCBI's taxonomy places the organism in Eukaryota, Metazoa, Chordata, Actinopteri, Cypriniformes, Catostomidae. The transcript has a single exon. The coding region runs from base 106 to 1227 and encodes 373 amino acids. The record is from RefSeq and is a predicted model, not a curated record. Gene Ontology annotation, biological process: positive regulation of axonogenesis. Gene Ontology annotation, cellular component: cytoplasm. Gene Ontology annotation, molecular function: calcium ion binding.
AAGCAUGCAAAAAGAGCAGACAUUGUAUUUUAUUUCCAGUCUGCAGAGCCGGUGAGCAUUUAGGCUGAUAGGGAGCAACAUCAGACAGACAAAAUACAGGAGGACAUGGAUUUGUGGAUGGGAUUAUAUCUUGUGAGCUUGCUGAACAUGGUUUGCUGCUUACCAGAAUCAUCUUACACCAUUCAUCUGGACAAACGCUCAUUCGAAGAUGCUCAGAAUUACUGCACACCUGGUAGUUUCCUGACCGACAUACCAAAUGAAAACGAAAUAGCCAAGAUACUGAAGGCAAUCUCGGACAAGAAUAACAAAACUGCCACUUUAUUUUGGAUUGGACUGAAGAAGAAUAAAGGUAAUUGCAUGAUGCAAAAUUUGCCUCUUAAAGGAUUCUACUGGAUGGUGGACAAUAGCACUCAAUCUAAUGGUAUAAAGUGGAAAACCACACCCACGGACACUUGCACAGAUGUACGCUGCGGACUACUUUCAGUGGAGUAUGAAGACAACAGUGCAAAAAGUAGUGGUGCUAUGGAUGCUGCCUGUAAAAACAAUUAUCCUUUCAUUUGCAAACGAAAUGUCAAGGUGACAUGCUCUCGACCAGAUAUCUUAGGUAUACAUAAUAUAAUUGAGAACACAACUGAACCAUUCGCACGACAGGUUAUUUGCAGUUCUAAUCACAAAUUCAAUUUGGAGUGCUCAAACGAUCUAGUUUGGACUGUUGUUGGCUACCCAAACAUGGACGUUUCACAACUUUGCUUGCAGUGCAAGGAAGGCUUGAAGAAAGAUUCAUCUGGAAACUGUGUGGAUAUCGACGAAUGUGAAACAACAAAUCCAUGCAAGUACAGAUGCAUUAAUACAGCAGGCUCUUACAAAUGUGUAUGUCCAGACAAUGACAAUGACUCAGAUGCUUGUAAUGAAUCAAUGGUGUCCACCACGGAUCCCAAAAAUUCAAAUGCUGACGAGGGCAAAUCUGAACCUACGAUUCUGCCUGAUUAUACCAGUACACACAAGACUAUCGGGCAUACUGAAGAAAACACUGGAUCCACUUCAUAUAUCAUAGUACCGGUGAUUAUAGCACUGCUGAUUUUCAUGGUGCUGUUGGUGAUCAUAGCUGCCGUCAUAAAAUGCUGUCUCAGGAGGCGCACUAUAAAACUGGCUCGGAGGAAGGCGGAGGCCGUAGCUCUGAACGGAUCGAGCUCCAUGGAGAAGGUGAAUGAAAAAGAGGAAACCUAAGUGAGAGAGACUGUGCAAAAGUAAAAGAUAAUUCAGUCCAACACAUGAAGACCACAGAGGGUGUGUUAUGGAAGAAUCUCCUCUCUAAUAACAUUUCUGUGUGAAGUCUUGACUCACAAGAGCACUGUGUAAUUACUUUCGCCUUUGACUGCUUUUCUCAUACUGUUAAAAUCAGGGUCUUUAUUCCAUUGUGGAUAUGAAAUUCAUUAGAAAAGUCAGCAUUGGUAAUUCAAGUUAAGAGAAUUUUUGGCAUUAGAGGUGCACAUUGUUUUUGUUUACUCAUUCAUAGUUGAUAUUUAAAUGUAUGUGGAGAUGUACAUGAACUGUAAAAAUUAAAUAUUUUGGUAAUACUUUCAUUGGAUUUUUGCUUUGGAAUUUUGUGGUGUUUUCUAAUUAUACAUGUCUGUUUUGUUUCACAACAUGAAUAUUUAAUAUCACAUGUGUCUUCUUUUAUAAUCCCAUCAGUUAUUAUAUAAAUAAAAACUGAUGUUAAAGCUUCUGUAUUUUCAAUACAAUGAAAAAUGUGAAACUACUACAUGGACAUCACUGCAACAGUGUCCUGAAAUGAAAGCCCAAGGGCUUCGGGAACAACAACAAAAAACAUCUGACUGCAGCUUGAACAAUGGAAGACAGGGGGGUGUUUGGGAAACCUGUUCAGAUGUUAUUAUAUUGCAGUUCCGUUUGGUACCACUAGUGGGACAGAAAUCACUUACAGCAGCUUUAU